Molecule: messenger RNA, 2644 nt
Organism: Closterium sp. Naga37s-1
Lineage: Eukaryota; Viridiplantae; Streptophyta; Zygnematophyceae; Desmidiales; Closteriaceae
Source: the annotation of a GenBank genome assembly
AUGACAGAAGUUUCUCAAGGCGUCCCUUCCCGUCCAUCCCCCCUCCCCGGUGUGCAGAUGGAGCACGUGCUGCAUGACAGAAUCACCAACUUCGUGGAGAACGAUCUCAACAACCUCAAGGAGGUGCGGCGGCGCUACGACAAGGCUGGGCGGCAAUAUGACCAGAUGCGGGAGCGCUUCCUGUCGCUCAAGAAGGGCAUCAAGGCUGAAGUGGCGGCAGAGGCCGACGAGGUGAGAGGGGAUUGGUUUGAGUUUGACUGGGAAGUGCCGGGAAAAUUGCUGCGAGGGGGAGGGGAGGGGAGUUUGAGAAAUCAGAGAUAUGUGGGCACAGCAUGGAAGGCAAGUGGAGAUGUGGGAGGAGGUGGGUGGGAAGAUGUGGAUGGGAGGAAGGUGUUGAGAGGAGAAAAGGGAAGUGACCUGCAAACGGCUCGCAUGCAGUUUAAACAGGCGCGCUUCAACCUUAUGACAGCGCUGAGCAGUGCAGAGGCGAAGAAGAAGCACGUGUUCCUCGAGUCCAUUGGCUCUGCUGUGCACGCCCACCUGCGUUACUUCAAACAGGGCUACGAGCUGCUGCAAGCAGUGGAGCCGUACAUCCAUCAGGUGAUUCUCCAGGGUGCUGUGUCAGCCGACACUAAUCCUCUCAAUUCCACCACGCCUCUCCCGUUCUCGCAGGUCCUCACGUUCUCUCAUCAAGCACAGGAACAGGCCAAUCAGGAGCAGACGGAGCUAGCAGAGCGAAUUUACCAGUUCCGGCGCACAAAGGAGGAGGAGAGCGCGCAGCUAGAAGCCGCCCACACGCACGCGCAGGCACAGGCGCUGGCGCACGCACAUGGGCGCGGGGGCGGCGGGCGCAUGUCAGGGGCUGGUCUGGCGGGUGCAGAUGGGGCGGGGGGCGGGGAGGGGUUUGGGCAGGGCCGCGGGCCGUAUAGACCGUCAGGAGGAGUGAAGUCGAGCAGUGUGGAGCAGAUGAUGCGUGCUGGUGCUGGCGGGCAGAGAAAGGUGAUGAAGCAGGGAUACCUGGUGCAGGUGAUCAAGCAGGGGUACCUGGUGAGGCGCACUGCUGCCGCCCGCUCGCGCCACUUCUUUGUCCUCGAUUCAAGGGGCUCCCUUUACUAUCACAAGGAUGCUCAGAACGCACGCUCUGACACGCUCUCCUCGCUCUUCUCCCUCGUCCGCGCUCGCACCACCGACGCCACCCCUGCCGCCCCGCCGCCCGCCAACCCCAUGGCCCAGCACUACCGCCCACUCGGCCUGGGCGGCAGGGGCAGCGGCGGUGGGCACGGGGAGGAGGGCGGGGACGACCAUAGCACAGACUCAAUGGGAAUGGGGGCGGGGAUGGGGGGGAUGGGGAUGGGGGGGAUGGGGAUGGGGAUGGGGAUGGGGAUGGGGGAGGAGGAGGAGAGGAACCACGCGCUGCAGUACGAGUCGCUGAACCUACUGACUGCCACCAUCAAGAUGGAUGCUGAUGAGCCCGACCUGCGCUUCUGCUUCCGCCUCGUCACCCCCGACUGCACUCACAUGCUGCAGGCGGAGAGUGCAGCGGAGCAGAGGGACUGGAUGGAGAAGAUCACGGCCGUCAUCGCCUCGCUGCUCAACUCCCACACCACCGCCCAGCACAACCCUGCGCUUACAACCGCACAAGCUGGUUGGUUGGUGUUGCUGCUCUGGCAGCAAUGCUGCUACACUGUCUUCACCGCCCUGCUUCAACCACCCACGUCGAAAUCCCCCUUCUUCCCCUUCCCCUCAGCCACAGCAGCCCUCACUAGCCACAACAGCUGCCCCCAGAGUGGACAGCCCAUUGCAGGUGCUGGGCUAUCCGGCCCCAUCAGUGGCGAACCUAACCAUCUCCCACCAGGCAGCAUCACAGGACGGGCAGGCAGGAGCGCUGCCCAUAGUGGAGCGGCCACUGGAGGUGCUGGGCUAUGUGAGUGGCAACGACCGCUGCGCCGUUGCAGCCGGGCGCACCCCGACUGGGCGUCGCUCAACCUCUGUGUGCUGCUCUGCAUCGACUGCUCCGGCGUGCACCCCAACCUGGGCGUGCACCGCUCAAAGGUUCCCCCUUCCCUCCGCAACUUCCCCCUUCCCUCCGCAACUUCCCCCUUCCCUCCGCAACUUCCCCCUUCCCUCCGCAACUUCCCCCUUCCCUUUGCAACUUCCCCCUUCCCUCCGCAACUUCCCCCUUCCCUCCGCAACUUCCCCCUUCCCUUCGCAACUUCCCCCUUCCCUCCGCAACUCCCCCCUUCCCUUCGCAGCUUCCCCCUUCCCUCCGCAGCUUCCCCCUUCCCUCCGCAACUUCCCCCUUCCCUCCGCAACUUCCCCCUUCCCUUCGCAACUUCCCCCUUCCCUCCGCGACAUGCCCCAUCUGUGCUUCCCUGCCACCAGGUGUGCUCAUUGACGCUAGACGUGAAGGUGUGGACGGCGCCAUUGGUGCGCUCAUUGACGCUAGACGUGAAGGUGUGGACGGCACCGCUGGUGCGGCUGAUGGCCAUAGUGGGCAACGACUUUGCCAACAGCGUGUGGGAGCAGCAGCUCAAGGACGUACAAGGAGGAAGAGAAGGGAAUGCAGGCUCUUCAGGCCGUGCCCUCACACGGUAUGUUGUGCGGUGUGCUGUGUGGUGUGCUGUGCUGUGUGGUGCACUAUACU